GACGGCAGCGCCGUGAAUCGAAAGGGUGGAGCGUACGUCCGAGGUACCGCAGCAACGCGUCGCGCGUAACCGAACGUCGGAAGGGUUCAAGGUUAGCUGUGUGCCAAAUCGCUCCCGGUAUUGCACAAGGCGGCCGUCCGCGCUCUGCUGUUCUUUUCCCUUCGUCCGCUGCCGACCUCGAGCCCCCACCACCACCACCAGUGUGUUCGGCGACUGCGUGCGAGACGGCCAGUCGUCGCCCGCCGGAACCGACGGUUCGCCACUUUCACUUUUUUUUUUCAUCUUCUCUUCUUCACCCUCGACUGGUUUCACUACGAAGCGGCCGGCGUGCAGUCCAAAGGAGAUCAACUACGGAGUGACGGCGUAAACGUGCCGGACUGUGUGGCCGCCACUGCUCUCUCCCACGCUCCGCUUGCCCGGUGUGAGCACUGCUCACUCUCGCUCAAGCGCCAUCUCGGACGGAAAGGUGCUGCGCGGCCGCAGGCGCAUCUCAGAGGCGUCGCUUACGGCGCCGACGCCGGCGCUGCCCUAGGUCUCCCGCGGCUGCAAGCUGCUGGUGCUGCCGGCGUCGACGUCAACCGGAAAGGGAAGAAGACGGCCGGCCCGUCGGAGCGCUCGAACCGACUCACGCAUUCCGUUCGGUGUCAACACGCAGCGAAGCAAGUGCUAGCGCGCGAAGCAGUUCGUCGCUGCAGGGUGAGCACUAAAAGUAUAUAAAGAUGCGGUCUUUGCUGGUUCUCUUCUGGGCAUCGGUUGUCGUCUCCAAAAAGGUUCUGCCGCAUAUCAUCUUCGUCCUCGUUGAUGAUCUGGGUUGGGACGAUGUCAGCUUCCACGGGUCGUCACAGAUCCCCACUCCAAACAUAGACACACUGGCGGCCGAUGGCAUCAUCCUCAACAACUAUUACGUGCAGCCAAUGUGCACUCCGUCCAGGUCGGCGCUGAUGACCGGCAUGUACCCCAUACAUACGGGCAUGCAGCACUGGGUGAUCAGGAGCCCCGAACCGUGGGGACUGCCUCUCGAGCUGAAAAUUAUGCCGCAGUAUCUCAAAGAGCUCGGCUACGCAACGCAUCUUGUCGGAAAGUGGCAUCUAGGGUAUUUUCAGAAAGAAUAUACGCCAACAUACCGUGGCUUUGACUCAUUUUACGGAUACUACAAUGGAUUCAUCGACUACUACCACCACAGAAACCAAUAUAAAAGGCAUGUCGGUCUGGACUUCAGGAUGAACAUGGCCCCGACGCAGAAGGGCUCUGGUCGGUACGCCACCGAUCUCUUCGCUGACCAUGCCAUAUCACUCAUUGAAAGCCACAACAAAUCCCAGCCUCUGUUUUUGUACCUCAGCCACCUGGCACCUCACGCAGCCACGGAGAAAGAGCCCCUGCAGGCACCAGAUGAGAACGUUCGCAAGUUCGGCUAUAUCGGAGACGGCAACAGGACGAUGUUUGCAGCCAUGGUUGACAACCUUGAUGAGUCCAUAGGAAGGCUCACGGAAGCUCUACAACGUGCCGAUAUGCUGGAGAACGCAAUAAUAGUGUUCAGCAGCGACAAUGGGGCGCUGCCGUACGGCACCCACGCCAACAGCGGCUUCAACUGGCCCCUGCGUGGCACCAAGAUGUCGCUCUGGGAGGGAGGGGUCCGCGUGCCGGCAUUCAUCUGGAGCCCCCUCCUGCAGAAGCGGCGUCGCGUUUCCCGGCAGCUCAUGCACAUCACCGACUGGCUGCCUACACUUUACGCCGCUGCAGGGGGCAAUCCUUCGAGCCUGGGCUACGUGGACGGCUACAACAUGUGGGAGGCCCUGUCCCGCGGUUGGCGGUCGCCGCGCAAAGAAGUGUUGCUCAACAUCGACCCAGUGACGGGCUCGGGCGCCCUGCGCUACGGCAAGCACAAGAUCGUGUACGACAUUCCCAUCAGGGGUUCGUCGGACGUGCAACUCAAGACGGCCGGUCAGCCUAGGCCAACGUUGCAGGCAGAUGAAGAGCUUGACUGGCUCAUGGAAAACUCGCUGGCGGCCAGAGCGCUGCGCAUGUUCUACAACACCAACCGGCUGCCCCUGAGACCCAACUGGAGGAGGGACGCCACGGUUCAGUGCGGCGUGCUCGCCUAUCACAGCAAUUUCGUCUCGCAGCAACCGCCCUACCUGUUCGACCUCGAGAUCGAUCCGUGCGAGAUGUUCAAUCUCGCCGACAUAAGAAGAAGGACCAUGGGCACUAUGGUUCGCAUGCUGCAAAGCUUCGAGCGAAACAUGAUUCCACACCGGAACCAACCCGAAGAUCCGCGAUCUUACCCCGAAAAGCACGGCGGCAUAUGGACAACCUGGAGGAGAUCUUCAUAGUAGCGACAGCACGGCCUGAUUGCUUUUCUGGCGCCAUGUACAAAAAUGUUGUUAUUGCUUUUUGUUGUUGCUUCUCUUACAUUUCCAUUAUCUUUUUUUUUCUUGCUUUUCUCUGCCUCACGUGGAGCCACCGGUUGUGCUUUCCGCGAAGGAAUCCGAGGUGAACAGCAGGCUGCUCGCCAGCGACCAAUAUUGCUCGUUCUUUUUUUUUUGUCGUAUUUCUUUUUUUUUUUCUUUUCGAAAGAACAGUGUGAAAGAGUUUCAGAACGUACUCUACAGGCCAGUGUCAUCCUACACAGGUUGACCAGGAGCCGCUUAGCGAAUGGAAAAAAGCCCCUCUCCACUGUGAACUUUCAAGUUUUUUUGGGGCCCCUGGUCUCGCCAAGCUGUAUGUUUACAGCUUUCUUGCCAGGGUGCCCUUCAACCCUGUGUUUUGUGCAUGUUGUAAAUAAAACUUGACUUGAUGAUUUGCUCAA
This is a messenger RNA of Dermacentor albipictus, 2806 nucleotides long. RefSeq names its product arylsulfatase I-like. NCBI's taxonomy places the organism in Eukaryota, Metazoa, Arthropoda, Arachnida, Ixodida, Ixodidae. The record is from RefSeq and is a predicted model, not a curated record.